Phalacrocorax carbo (great cormorant) is the source of this 532-nucleotide messenger RNA. NCBI's taxonomy places the organism in Eukaryota, Metazoa, Chordata, Aves, Suliformes, Phalacrocoracidae. The record is from RefSeq and is a predicted model, not a curated record.
CGGCAGCUCCAGCGAGCUGCCUGCCUCUUGCUCCUGCUCCUGCUCUGCUCCUUGGCCGCUGCCCGGCAGAGUCUGCCUGAGUGCUGCCGGCAGAAGACCUGCUCCUGCCGCAUCUACGACCUCCUGCAUGGCAUGGGCAACCAUGCCGCUGGCAUCCUCACGCUGGGCAAGAGGAAGAGCAUCCCACCAGCCUUCCAGAGCCGGCUCUACCGCCUGCUGCACAGCUCUGGCAACCACGCCGCUGGCAUCCUCACCAUGGGCAAGCGCGGGGAGCACCCUGGCACCACCUGCCAUGAUGCACUGGGCUGCCCCAUGGGCACAGAUGCCCAGCCAACGCUGGCCGUGCAGGGCACUGACCCCAGCCCUGCCAGCCCUGCCAGCCCCAGGGAGUGCCAGGGACACUCGGGGAAGGACCUGAUCAAAAGCCAGGCCCAGGGAGCUGUGAGGAGCUUUUACUGAGAGGGGUGGGGGCAGCAGGAGCAGAGAGGGGAUCCGUGGGGGGACAGACUCUGGGGAUACAUGCCCGGAGCUC